UUUUAAGUCCAGGACAUAUCACAAACCCAGAAUACAAAUUAAUGGAUUUAGGUUUACGAAAGAACGCCUCUUCAUUUUCUCACCUAAUUAGGGAUUUUUCACAUACAACAGAACAGAUUCAAUACUGGACAUUUCACCGAUUCAUGAUAUGGCUUUGAACGGGUCCUCUAUUACUUGUGGACAAUUUGAGAAUGCGUCAACCUGCGUUUUUCCAGCCACUACCUCUCCAACCAACACUAGCGGUACAUAUGAGAAUAGUACUGUUAUUGAUCAUAAUGAAACGCUUAGUCGCGCUUACGCCGAAAAGCUCACGCCUACUGGAUAUCUCAUACAAGGGAUAUACACCACAUUCGUUGGUAUCAUUGCCACCUCGGGCAAUGGAAUUGUUAUUACAACAAUCGUGAAGAGCAAACCUUUGAGAAGAAAGCCCCAAGUGUUACUACUGCUCAACCUUGCCAUCAGCGACUUGCUCAUCUUUUUCUUCGGUUAUCCAUUCUCUGCUGCAUCUGGGUACGCAGGUAAAUGGUUGACGGGCUAUGUAGGAUGCCAGAUAUAUGGCUUCAUGUGCUUUUUCUUAUCCAUGAGUAGCAUGAACACACUCGUUCUCAUCAGUUGCUAUAGAUACGUCCACGUCUGCAGGUACAGCCAGGCUUACAGAUUGAAUAAUAAUGUAACACUAAAGGCCAUUAUUGUUGCUUGGAUAUAUGCUUUGCUGGUAACAGUACCUCCGUUGAUGGGAUGGUCUUCGUACACAUAUGAGCAGUUUGGGACGUCGUGCAGCACGAACUGGGGCGGCAAAUUACCUACAGACGUCAGCUAUAACACGUUCAUCAUCUUUACUUGUUUCAUACUGCAUCUGGCUAUUAUGAUUCCGUGCUAUAUAAAGAUUUCUGUAAAGGCUUUCAGUCUGAGUUAUCCUCGGGACCCAGUGACUCUGCCACAGAACACACGACACUUUGCUAGCAGAAUAUUCGCCCAUUUGAGAGUUAAAAAAGAAAUACGUACAUCAUUGGUAUGUGGGUUGAUGGUGGGUACAUUUACUGUGGUAUGGACGCCAUAUGCUGUAUUGUCCGUGGUCCACUUGUUUAUGCACGUACCAGUGGAAUUCAGCACGUUCCCAACCCUCUUCGCAAAAUCGUCCUGUAUGAUGAAUCCGCUCAUAUAUUUUUGCACUAACAGACGUUUCCGUAAUUACGUCCGUCAAGUCCUUUGUCGGUACCUUCUUCGUCGCAUUGAGCCUGACGACACUUUCAAUGCCAAGAACAGAUAUAUUGCAAGCUAUAAUGUGAAAAGCAGCCAUAUGAGCAUAUGCGUAGAUACGUCAUACACCCGUGAUGGAAUCUUCACAGGAAGACGAAAACAUUGUUGGGAAGAUUUUGUCCAAGCGAAAGAGGAAUCCAGUCACCCUUGCAACCCAGUAUUUACCACGUCUGAACAUCCCAUAGCCAGUACAAGCGCUUCUCAGGCUUAUGCCAUUGGCAGACAAAACAAUUGUCAUCUUAUCGAUUUAGAGGAGGCAUCUUCAAUGAACUCACGGAAGUAUUUAAACUCAAUCCAUAAUUCUCUCCAUCAACAUGCUCAUCGAGAAGCAGCUCGUCAUCUCAGCCCAGUGGAUAGGCCGAGUGGCGCUACAAGUUUAUCAGACGUGCAAGUCCAUUCGUCGUCGUCCUUUGUGACAACCAACAUCAAUCACGUAUUUAGUCCGGGAAAACGCGUUCGGUUACCACCGAUCAAGCCUAAGUCGACAAAACAAAAGUUGAUCCCACGUGACAAGUUUGACAUUAUUGAGGACGAUUUUUUCUCGAUAGUUCCUCAUUUCCAGAAAAAGAGAAACGAAGAAGGAGAGCCAGAAGCAAUGUCGACACAUGAUGAUGAAGACACUCAUAAAUCCUCCUUUGCAUUGGAGAAUAAAAAUCCCCCACCAGUCGAAUCGGCUGGAGAUGAAAGUGCUUCUAAGCAAACCGAAACAGCAAUAUGAAAUAGCCUUUUCAAAAGAGUGAGGACAUUUAAUUAGAAAGACCAAGCAACUUAUUUUAUCAAAGAAGAGAGGCUGGUACUCCAUGGGCGUCAGAAAGGGGGUUGCGUUGGGUGCGAACGCACCACCCUCUGAAACUACCCAAAAAUGUUUUUGAUAAGAUUCCUCGGAAACUGUGGGUUCAAAAACUUCAAAAAAAUUACUAGUAUUCUGUAUCAGAAAACAACUAUUUAUGGUCCUUCAAAACGCUCAUAUUCAUUGCACCAAAAAUCGUCUUCAAUGGAUGUACGUAAACCGGGAAUUACAAGUCGAACAAUAUGACGUCACAUCUUGAGAAAAUCUGCGCGCACCUUCCCGUUUGCGGUUUACAUUGUAAAAAGUAGUGUUGCUUAAAGAGAUCGAGUCGUCCAGAUUUCUAUUCUGGACAAUCAGUUAUGUCCCAAUAUAAU
Messenger RNA from Owenia fusiformis, 2424 nucleotides. Lineage: Eukaryota; Metazoa; Annelida; Polychaeta; Sabellida; Oweniidae. The record is from the annotation of a GenBank genome assembly.